GUACUUCCGUGAAGGAACCACUGCAUCGGCGAUGGACGACAAAGCUGUGAAAGCGAUUUUAUUUGACCUGGACAACACGCUCAUUGAGACGGGUCGAGCUGGUGAAGUGGCGAUUAUAAAGACCGGUGAGUUUUUGAAGACCGCUCUGGGGAUCGAGGACAACGCCGUCGCCAGCAUCUGUGACAAGUUCAAGCUGAAACUUUACCAGGAGAGUUUUGACCCCUCGGCCGGCAGAUCCAUAGAAGAUGUGCGUGUGGGUCACUGGGAGGAAAGCAUCAGAGAGACUCUGGGCAGCUGCUCGUCACCGUCUCUCGCCUCCCAGUGCUACCGCCUGUGGAAAGACAGUCGGCUGGAGCUCCUCCGCCUCUCCCCCGAAGUUUGCGCGCUGCUCAGACAGCUGCGCGGCAGAUACAAGCUGCUGCUGCUGACCAAUGGGGUGGCUAAGACGCAGAGAGAGAAGGUGGAGGCCUCCGCAUGCGAGGAGUUCUUUGACGCCAUCGUGGUCGGCGGGGAGCACGCAGAGCAGAAACCCUUCCUCUCCAUCUUCACCCUGUGCUUCGACAUGUUGCAGGUGGAGGCCCGGGACUGUGUGAUGGUGGGAGACUCUCUGGACACGGAUAUUCAGGGGGGCUUCAACGCCGGAGUGCGGGCCACAGUUUGGAUUAACAGCGCAGGAGGAGCUGCUGUGGACGGUUCAGUGAAGCCAGAUUAUAUGAUACCCACUGUGCUGGACCUGCCAGACAUCCUGGACCGACUGCACUGAGCGACGGCCAUGCGGCAGACUUCUCAAUGAAGAAUGAAAAUAUCGGGAUCACUUUUACACAUUUUAACAAGAUUACUUGAUGAUUUUAGGAAUGACGAGGGGAACUUUUCUUUGUUGGUCAGGUGUUCCAUCUUAUUUAUCAAUUUUAUUGUUAAAUCAAUUUACGGUGCUAAAUUGUAGGAGUUUUUAAGGAACAAUGAAAUUAAGUGGGAGUUUUUCCCAUUGAUCAAAUAGAAUUAAAAAGAAAUCAUGAUUUUUUUUUGGGUCAUUAUUUGUAAAGAUCCUUUUUUUUUUACUUUAUAAUAUUUUUACAUAAUGACCAUUUUGUCUGUUUGUAUGGGCAGCUGUGACUCGGGGUUGGUCGUGCUUUCCUGUGUCCUUGAGUAAAACGCUGGUUGCAGUUUGUUAGAGAAUGUGAUAAACAGAGUUACUUCAGGACACAUAAAGCAGUGUAAAUGUACUUUGUAAACACAAGUGAAGUCUAAAGUAUUAAAAUAUUAGUACUUUCCUGAAACCAAUUACAACUGAAGAUGACGACAAUCUCAACAUAAAGUCAAUUUUAAUAAAACCUUUGGUUGC
Salarias fasciatus (jewelled blenny) is the source of this 1342-nucleotide messenger RNA. It is a transcript of the gene nanp, whose product is annotated as N-acetylneuraminic acid phosphatase. Gene Ontology annotation, biological process: dephosphorylation; N-acetylneuraminate biosynthetic process. The transcript is spliced from 2 exons. The coding region runs from base 32 to 763 and encodes 243 amino acids. NCBI's taxonomy places the organism in Eukaryota, Metazoa, Chordata, Actinopteri, Blenniiformes, Blenniidae. Gene Ontology annotation, molecular function: N-acylneuraminate-9-phosphatase activity. The record is from RefSeq and is a predicted model, not a curated record.